This is a messenger RNA of Raphanus sativus (radish), 1511 nucleotides long. Its product is annotated as F-box protein DOR. Gene Ontology annotation, molecular function: protein binding. Bases 142 to 1308 code for a protein of 388 amino acids. The record is from RefSeq and is a predicted model, not a curated record. NCBI's taxonomy places the organism in Eukaryota, Viridiplantae, Streptophyta, Magnoliopsida, Brassicales, Brassicaceae. The transcript has 2 exons.
UUUUGGGGCUAGUUCAGAACCCUAACUGCGAUUUACGAUUGUUCUCACUGCAAAUACAGACCAAAAAUUUCAACCUAGCGACAGUAAAUUCGAGAGACAAAACUUACUUCACUCCUUAGGUGAACACAUAAGUAUCUCGCUAUGAAGCGGCAGAAGGGUGGUGGUCUAACCAUUUCUGAGCGCGUUACGCGAUCCACGACCACACUUGAUCGAAACUCACUCACCCUUCCUGUUGAGGUUGUUACAGAGAUAUUCUUGAGGUUGCCUUUGAAGUAUAUAGCGAGAUGUCGCUGCGUGUGCAAGCUCUGGUCCUCCGUGCUUCGCAGCCAAGAUUUCACAGACGCCUUCUUCACCAAAUCUUGUGCUCGCCCUCGGCUUCUGUUCGCCUGCACUGACUACACCCAGAUCCGCUUCUUCUCGUCAUCUCAGCCUAAACAUCCAAAAGACAACUCGUAUGUCGUUGCCACCAAUCGUAUGGCACGUCCCCCAGGCUACGAUAAACUGUUUGGUUGUACCAAUGGAUUCUUCUGUUAUGGAGGUACCCAGGGCAGGAACAAACCAGUACUCGUCACGGUGAUAUGUAACCCCAGCACAGGACAGUCCUUGACAUUACCAAGAUUGAACUCAAAAGACAAUUAUGGAGUGGAAAGCUAUCUUGGAUAUGAUCCCAUUGCCAAAGAGUUCAAGGUAUUGUCUCUACGUGAUGGUAAGGAGUUCCAUGUUCUGACAUUAGGAACCAAGAAACUGUCAUGGAGGGUGGUCGAAUGUUGCAUCCCACACUGUUCUUCAUGUUGUAAGUGGAUAUGCAUCAGUGGCGUUUUGUACUAUAUAGCUAGAGAGUCCAGGUCUUCAGUGGAAUCUAUGGUAGUUUGUUUUGAUUUGAGGACUGAGAAGUUCAGCUCUGUGAAGCUCUUGGGAGGUUUCAAUAAAGCACUGCCUCAUUCAACAACUCUGAUAAACUACAAUGGCAGAUUAGGUUUGCUUAUGUCGUCUUCGUAUGUUAGUCGAUCAUGGAAAAGUUUUAAGCUCUGGGUUCUUCGAGGUGAUUCAGAACGUGAGUGGUCCAACCGUGUAUACGUAUUACCACCUCUGUGGAAGGAUGUAGUUUCAGACUACAUGCGCAUUGCUGGAAUGGUUGGUACAAAUGAAAUCGUCUUGGUCACUUACCAAAGAGUGCCUUCCUAUGUCAUCUACUACAAUGUCAAGAGCAAGACGAUCAGAAAAGUUGGAAUCCAAGGACUGGCCACGUUUCGGGGUGCGACGAUAGACACCUAUCUCAACUAUGUUGAGAAUGUGGAGCUUCUUUAAGCAUUUCAAGUUAGAUCUAGUGUAGUUUUCAUUUGCAGUGUUUCUUCUUCUUUUUUUUCUUCUUUCUAGCGUCUUAGUUAAAACAAUCUACCUCUUGUUACAAGAUUCAACAAGGGGAUAGACAAUCUUCUUGUUACAAAAUGAUGUAAUAGAGAGAGACCAAGUUUGCUUAAGCUUGGCAGAGAAUGAUGUUUGUCCAGACC